AUGGUCACCUCGGCUAUCAAAGAGAAGAAGGGUUCGUCGUUGCCAGCCAUUAAAAAAUACUUGGCCGCCAAGUUGGCGUCCUUCAUCAGGAAGUUUUUGAAAGCAGCCGUCACCAACGGUACCGGCGCUUCCGGACGCUUCAAGUUGCCCGUGGCCGAGGUCAAGCCGAAAAAGAAGAAAUCGAUCGUCAAAAAAGUCGUUAAAGCCGCCGGAACACCGAAGAAAAAGAAAAUCGCAGCCGCCAAGAAACCCAAGCGCAAAAAACCCAAAUCGAAGACGACUCCAAUCAAGAAAGCCGCUGCACCCAAAAAGAAGUAA
Molecule: messenger RNA, 318 nt
Organism: Macrosiphum euphorbiae (potato aphid)
Lineage: Eukaryota; Metazoa; Arthropoda; Insecta; Hemiptera; Aphididae
Source: the annotation of a GenBank genome assembly